Messenger RNA from Panicum hallii, 1922 nucleotides. RefSeq lists its product as uncharacterized. The transcript is spliced from 7 exons. The record is from RefSeq and is a predicted model, not a curated record. Bases 370 to 1668 code for a protein of 432 amino acids. NCBI's taxonomy places the organism in Eukaryota, Viridiplantae, Streptophyta, Magnoliopsida, Poales, Poaceae.
UCUUCGAUCUUCGCAGUUCGCCCCGCGCUUGAAUUUUUCCCUGUUUUUUUUAUUUUCCUUUUGAAGGAGAGUCGCAUGGAUGGUUUUAAAGGGCAAAGGUAAGAUCAGCAGUCAGCAUAUAAGAGGUCACCUCUGCUGGUGUAACAAGUGAGACAUUCACACUCCAUAGACACACACAGAGAGGAAGGACAGCCAGAGAAGACGCUCACAAAACACAAUCGCAAGGGACGAGGAAGCUUGCUCGCAAGGCACCAGGGAGGAAGAAGACAACCACGCACUAUUACUAUUUCUACUGCUUGUGCUUUCCCAGUGUGUGCCCGUGAGCGCGCGGCGAGAAGCAGACAAGCAGCUGCGGGAGCAAAACGGGGCAUGGCUUCUCGCGGUAGCUUCUACUUUGUUCCCUUGCUCCUCCUGCUGAUACUGUUGCUCGCGUCUCCUCCUACUGCUGCAUUGGACUCAUCCAAGACUGGGAGCAGCGAUGCUGGCAAUGCCACUGCUGCUGCUGCUGCAAGGCUGAGGCCGGGGAAGGAGCUGCUCAAGUACAAGAGGAUCAGGGCUCUGCUCAGGAAGCUCAACAAGCCGUCUCUCAAGACCAUCAAGAGCCCGGAUGAUGACAUCAUAGAUUGUGUACCCUCUCACCUCCAGCCUGCAUUUGACCACCCAAAGCUCAAAGGACAAAAGAUUCUGGAUCCACCGGAGAGGCCCAAGAAUUACAACUUCACCAUUACCGGCAGCGGCAACGGCAGAGGAGGCGAGGUGGUGGUGCAGGCGUGGCAUGCCACCGGCGAGGCGUGCCCGGAAGGCACCGUGCCGAUUCGGCGAACGAUGGAGAAGGAUCUGCUCAGGGCAAGCUCCCUGAGGAGGUACGGCAGGAAGCCGGCGCGCCGGGGUGUUCGCCGUGAUUCCACAAGCAGUGGACAUGAGCAUGCAGCUGGGUAUGUGAACUCUGAGCUGUACUAUGGGGCCAAGGCCAGUGUUAAUGUGUGGUCACCAAGGAUAGGUGACCCAUCUGAGUUCAGCCUGUCACAGAUCUGGGUCAUAUCCGGCUCUUUUGGCAAUGAUCUUAACACCAUCGAAGCUGGGUGGCAGGUAAGUCCGGAGCUAUAUGGGGACACUAACCCAAGAUUCUUCACCUACUGGACAACUGAUGCGUAUCAAGAAACCGGGUGCUACAACCACAACUGCCGCGGAUUCGUGCAGACGACGAACAAGAUUGCAAUUGGGGCAGCUAUUACCCCGGAAUCGGUGUACAACGGCAGGCAGUUUGACAUUACUCUGAUGCUAUGGAAGGAUCCGAAGCACGGGCACUGGUGGCUGGAGCUGGGCUCGGGCCUGGUCGUCGGGUACUGGCCGUCCUACCUCUUCACCCACCUAGCGCGCCACGCCAGCAUGGUGCAGUUCGGCGGCGAGGUCGUCAACACCCGGCCGUCUGGGUCGCACACGGCGACGCAGAUGGGCAGCGGCCACUUCCCAAGCGAGGGCUUCGACCGCGCCGCCUACUUCCGGAAUCUGCAGGUGGUGGACUGGGACAACAACCUUAUCCCGGCGGCCAGCUUGAAGCUCCUCGCCGACCAUCCCGGCUGCUACGACAUCCAGGGAGGGUCGAACAGCUACUGGGGGAGCUACUUCUACUACGGAGGUCCAGGGAGGAACGUGAAAUGUCCCUGAGAUACAAAUUAGGAUCUUGCUUUCGUUUUGCUGUUUUUUCUAUCUUGUUUGUUUGUUUCAUGUUCUUUUCUGUUGGGUCUUUUUCUGAUAGCAAGUAUUUGUUUAACCCUUUCUAGGAUACUUUAGGUCUUAGAUCUUUAACUCAAGAAUGCAUCAAAACAUUAAGACUCGAGAGGGAUUUGUAAAUUUAAGAGCACCUGCCGAUGUAUGCAUUCAAUUUACAGAAUACAUACUUCGUUCGUUGAUUCAUAUCA